AAGUUGCAGAUCGACCUUAAUGUUAUGAAUCUCUGUUGGAGGUGAUGUUAUUUGUGGGAGAGAAGUUUUGAAGUCUUUGCAUGCCUUUCUAUACUCCAGAGAUACCAAAGAAGUAAUAAUAUAAACUUUUGAAGCCACUGGUUUAGGACUGAAGAGAAUGGCUGCAAGACUCAAUGAAACACCUGCACUCAUCGAACUCCAAAGUUUUCAAAGUUUAGAGAGAUCUCCUGGUGUCAAAAAAGGGGCGCGGAAAAGAGACGUGAGCUCUCAACAGGAAAACAGAGAGCCCAUUUCACCAUUGAGCCUCCAACUGCCACCACUGACAUCAUCUACACUGCAGCAAUCGAUGGAAUUCGGUGCAUCAUUGCUCACUUCUUUUCCAUCAAUCACCAGUGAGCUACACACUGCACCUAUAUCACCAGCCUCUAAAACCUCAACUCUACAGCAGCAACCAUCAACAGGGCAGCUCGAGCCUAGGGUAGUUCGACGAACAAGACUAGCAGAUUUGCUUGCUUCUCUUCGCAAUGCCACCGGAUUGAACGAAAACCUUAAAUCAUAUCUCGUUGAUGCAGAUAGACUUAUCUGCAGUGGGAAAACAGCUGAAGCAAUACCUUGUCUUGAAGAGGCUAUAAUCACUGCAAAGAAUAAUUCAAGACUGCAGUGCGUUUUAUGGCGCAUACUUGGUAAUGCUCAUCUGUCAUUGGGUCACCAUAAGAAGUCUUCAGUCUGUCACAUGCAUCAGUUGGCAUUCUGUCGUGAGCUGGAUGAUUUUACUGGAAUGACAAUGGCUGAAUGCAACCUGGGUAUAUCUUACUUAAAGCAAGGUCUUUUAAAGCUGGCAGAGAGAUGCUUUUUACAGUAUUUUGAGAACAGCAAGAUCCUUCAAGAUGAGAUGAGUGUGGCUUAUGCCUGCAGUAACCUUGGAGUCCUUGCUAAAUCAAUGGCACUCCAAGAGUAUACAACGACAGGCGGUAGAAACAGAUCGGAAAAGAUGAAAAACAAGAAAUUGAAUGAAAGAUUCAAGGAGCUCCUGCAGAAAGCCAUCUACUACUUUGAGCAGCAUUUGGAGAUAGUAGAAAGAUACUCAGACUUAGAAAAGCAGUCCUGUGUUUAUGGAAACUUGGCCUCGUGCUAUGAGCUGAUGCAUUCUCAUAGUGAAGCUAUAUUCUGUCACAAUAAAAGGCUUGAGAUAGCUCGUAGUACCAGCAACAGAGAAGUAGAAGUGAGAAUCUUGUGCAAUCUAGGAAACUGCCAGAGAGCUAUUGGAAAACUUGACGAGGCUUUAGAAAACUACUCAUUAGGUCUUGAGAUAUGUCAGACAAUAGAUGACAAAGCUUCAGAGAGUGUUAUACUGCUAAACCUUGGGGUUACCUGCGAACUGACAAAGCAGUUUGAUAAAGCCAUUGAAUGGCACACGCUUUAUCUGAGUAUGAAUGUUGAAGCAAAAGACUUAGCUGGUCAAGCAAGAGCUUACAGUAUCCUAGCUGAGCUGUAUCGGCAAACAAGGCAGACGCUUAAAUCCCUUCACCACUACAAAAAGUUGGCCGAGGUCUUUCAGGCAAUGGGUGACCAUGAGUCACAUCAGAUGGCAAUGGUGUUUGUUUCCAAAGCCCAAAAGGCACUUGAAAAGGAAAGACUAGCAAAGAAAUAUCACAACAUUGAAACCCUCUCUUCGAGGGACUUUCCAACCUCAGCGCCGCCAAGUUUCAGAGGAUGGAGAUCAAGUGGGAAGCGAACCAAGCUAGGCUCCUGGUCUGGACUCAAACGAUGGAACAACGGAAGUUUAGAAAGACCAGCAACAAUAUCCUGGAGUCAUAACUUAGUCCUAGAGAACAAGCAUGCAUCAAAGAAACCUCUACAGCUAAGACGCUCAAAUCUCUAUCGUACAAAAGGUAUCUUGGACAGACUCAACUCUCAAGACUCUAGCGAUCUCAAUGGGAUUUUAAAAACAACGAGACCAUCGUUUUAUACGCUAGGGGAGUUCAUGGAGCCGGUUCAUCACAGACUUACGUCAGACGAUGAGGAAGGGAGCGUCACUGAGUACGAGGACAUUGAGGACACUCCUUACAUGAGGGACCGGAAUCAUCCUGUCUUUGGGAGUGCAAGGCAUUUGAAAAACCUCAGAAAAGUUGGUAAGACACUUUUAAGUCCACGGAGUCAGUCUACUGGCCCUCCUGAUGAGAACCCAGAAGAUGAAUGGUUAAAAUGGCUGCAGCUGCAUGAUGUUGGGCCAGGAGGAAAGCCCGAGUUUCAGAAUCCUCACUUGCCUCUGUCUCAUUCCGAGUUGAGUUUGCCCCAACAAACAAAUAGGUCACCAUCGCAUCGUGAAGCUCCACCUCCUCCAUCUCCACCACCGCUGCCUCCUCGUCUCUCUGAUGAUGACCCACCGACACCACCAAGCGUACCCCCUCCUCCAUCACACCCUCCUCCUCCUCCUCCUCCCAUUUUACACCCUUCACCUUCUAAUCCUCCUCCUCCUCCUCCUCCCCCUCCACCACCACCACCUGUUAACAGGUUCCUUAAAGGUAAUAAAGCUAAGAAGACUCCACCUCCUCCAACCAAACCAAAGCCAAAACGUAACAAAAACAAGAAAGGGUUUGGUAGUAGAUUUGGGUCGUCUCCAUCUCCAUCAAAUGCAAAGAGCAAAGAAAAUUUGCUCGAAGAGACUGAAGAUUUCGUUCUCUCCAUCAGCAGGGAAAAUUUCCCAAGCAUGUCAGGGCAGAAUAAAUUUAGAGAAGGAGGAAAGAGAAGAGUACAAGAGUCUCCAAUGGCAUUCUCAAACCCAAUGGCAAUCGAGGAAGAAGUUGGAGUGAUGUUUCAUGAAAGCAACCUUAUAUGAAGAAGUGACAUAACAAAAAACCAUAAACAAACAUAUUUUUAUAAUUUUUUUUACCAAGAGUACACAUCAUGCAUAUAGACACAUCCAUACAGUGCAACUUUUGAAUGCAUGAAGUCUGCAUUUAUCAUACAUGGACUGUUACACUUAGAAUGUUUUUUAUAGUUUUUGCAGCAAUGUAUAGUGAUUUGGUUUUUAAGAAAUAUUUUUGUGGAAAAAUCAAA
Molecule: messenger RNA, 3060 nt
Organism: Amphimedon queenslandica
Lineage: Eukaryota; Metazoa; Porifera; Demospongiae; Haplosclerida; Niphatidae
Exons: 10
Coding region: 158-2839 (893 amino acids)
Biological process (GO): establishment of mitotic spindle orientation
Cellular component (GO): cell cortex
Molecular function (GO): G-protein alpha-subunit binding; GDP-dissociation inhibitor activity
Source: RefSeq, a predicted model, not a curated record